This is a messenger RNA of Meleagris gallopavo (turkey), 440 nucleotides long. NCBI's taxonomy places the organism in Eukaryota, Metazoa, Chordata, Aves, Galliformes, Phasianidae. The record is from RefSeq and is a predicted model, not a curated record.
AUCAACUGAAUUCAUACUGUAGUGUAACAGUGGUUUAAAUUCUUUGUUUCUCUUGCAGGGUUAGAGAUAUGUUGACAGAUAUCAUCAGAGGUGCUUCAAAGGAAAGCCCAGUGGUGAAAGGAAACUCUAUUUUAGCCUUGACUGGUCUUGCAGUUGCUGUAGCCAAAUACGAAAGCAGCCUUUCCUCAGACACUGAAGACAUGCCUGAGACCGUACCAGAUUUUCUUCCUAUGCAGCAAUGGAUUUAUAUGGUUAUAGAGACUCUCUUUAGUAUCGUGAAUAGCCGUUAUCGCCCUAAAGGACAAGUUUUCCCAUGGUUCUACCAGGUAUGUGCUGUGGCAUUAAAAGCAAGAGCAUAUAUGUGUAUUUUGUACAUGGAAUUCUUUGUCUGGAGUUUUCUGAUUCUGUUUCCCUGUAGCAGCUAGAAUCAUAGAAUGGCU